AUGCGCAGGGCAAAUCCUUCCCUUCUAACUUCAGAAAUGGCCUCUUUCAGCUUCUCUGAAGAAAAGAACGAAGCUCUUACGGAUGAUUUCUUUCGCGAUGAAAGCGAUAUCGGUAACAUUUUUGCUGAGUUUGGUAUUAACCGAGAUAAUACUGCGGAUGAUUUGUCGUUUUUGAGUACUGAGAAAACCGCCAACUCUAAAGGAUCAACCAUUAAAGUAAAGGAAGAGGCCUCUAAAACAAAGGUAGAUAGUAGCACUAGCAAACCCUCGCCGCAUCCUAAUUCAAUUCCCGCGAAUAUCAGUAAUAGUGUUAGCUUAUCAGAAAUUGCUCAUUAUAAUGCUGGAAUACAACCAACGAACUAUGAUACUGAAAUACAGCGAACAAGACAGACUUCUACUAGUUCACAAGAAAUCAAUACAAUAGCUGCAGAAAAUAUCAACAAGGCCGAUAAUAAUAUAAUCGCAAAAAACUUGAAUGCUAAUUCUGAAAAACCAGGAAAGAAUACAUACAUCGAAAAUAAUAUUGAACCAGAAGACUACCAAAUUUCCUUUGCAAAUAAUUCCCUUUAUCAGAAAUUUGAAAGAAAAGUUAACAAUUUAUCCGGAUCUCAAGAGAAAGUGUUGGAAGAAGCAAUUAAUAAUAGAGAUUUAUUCAUUAUUGUUGAUGAUGUCAAAAGAUACCCAGAUAAUUAUCGCUAUCAAAAGACACAACGUGCAUACUAUGUCUCAUUCACACUAAAUAUAGACGCUAAACAAGCGCAACAAAUCCAAUACUAUGAAGUAAAAUCUGCUGGAAAGGACGAUUUGCAAGCCUACGGUAAGAGCGUGGAAAAAUUUGAGGCGAAAGUUCGAGGAUUAUGGUCGAAUGUUCCUACGUCCUCAAUCGAAUUGUAUAUGAAAAAACUGAUCAAUGAAAAUGUGACACUAAGAUAUCUAGUUGUUGGCAAUAGCAAGAAAAUUGAAAUUUCUAACGCAACAGUAUCCGAUAAUAUUGUUCGUGUAUAUGGAUAUAACUUGAGCGAAGAGUCAUCGUCGUCAUUAUCCCAGUUAUCCGUUUCAUCAUUGCAUAAUGAAGGCUGCAGGAAUAUGUCAAACCCCGAAAAUGCCUACGAACGCUGGGUUGGUAGAAUCAUAGGAAUUCCGGAUAAUAUAAAUUUGGAAACUUGGUUUGCUACUCACCGAGAUUCUGUAUACUUGAAAGCUAGCAUUAAUGGUGUACUUCUUGCGCCUGAUCACCUAGAAAUGUCCUCGUCUCAUCCUAUUGUUGUUUAUCACGCGCCGAUUGAAGAGGAAAGGCUAAAAAGCUCUAUUCAAUCACCUGCUGAUCAGGCACCUAAUCGUGCCGAUACAGAUGCUAAUGGUGAAUUACCUGUCUUGAGCUCGAGUUCAUCUACUUCUUCUAUUACUUCCGCAUCCUCCACGACUAUUAAAUCUCAAGGCAAACGAAUAAGUGCUACAGUGAAAAAAAUAAAAACAGCUAUUGGAAAGACAGAUAAAGUUACCAGAAAUCGUAGUUCUUCUGCUGUAACAGGAGCUGUAACAACACAAGCCGUUGAUAAUGCACCUCCAAACGAUAAACUCAUAAAGCAGCCCGUUGUGCUAGCAGUGACGGUAUCUAAAGAGGACAUGCUUACAAAAGAAAUUCGACGUCUUCGAGAGCAACUGCUGCGUUUAAAAUGGGAAAAAAAUAACAUCCCUCCUGUUAAAGAGACAAUAAAAAAAAUCGUACUUGGCCAGCCUUAUUUUCUUGAUGGGUAUAAAGAUAUGAAUGAUAAACUUGCUCUACUAAAAGAAGCGAUAAGAUCGGAUGAUGGAAAUGCCAUUUUAAUUUUAAAGGACCAUCCAGUUGCAACAGAUCAAUAUUUACAUUAUCUAAAAGUUGCAUCGGAACAUAAAGAUCUAAUUGAUAUGUACAGUGUUUUAGGUCGAACCCAAGAAUUUGCCGCUUUAAAAUAUAAGUUAGCUUUAGUUGGUGGAGAUCCUCAGGUUAAAAUCCAGAACUUAGAAGAGCUUAAAAAAGAAUUCAAAUAUGACAGACAAUUGUCAGUUUUUAGUGCAAUAGUUAGCCAGCAAUGCUCUCUGAUAAAACGCCAAAUAUCGAUUGAGGCUCAAGAUAGUGUACUAAUUUCUGGAGAAUCUAAUGAAAUGCUGGUCAAGUAUCCACCCACUGGAUCAAUAUUUGAACACUCCUUAAUUAAGACUUUGAACUAUUGUGCAAAAUAUCAUAGCAGCCUGCCACAAGAUCACUUCAGCAGCCCACAUUCGGUUCAUAAGGAGAAUAAGUUAACAGAGAGGCAAUUUAUUAUGGCAACUGUCGAUGCUUAUGUGAAAACUGAUCAGCUCCAAUAUAUUGAAAAUUUUAAUAAAACUAAGAGUAAAUUCUUCAACUUUGGUUCAAAAUCCUCGACACCAAACGAAACCAUCUUACAAGCAUUAGUUAGUGCAAAAGCAUCGGAAGAGACCGCGACUAAGUACCUAAAAAAUAUCGAAAAUGUGACUGCCAGAUAUGAUUUAGCUAAGCGAUUCCGGUAUCACACUAUUGCCGUCGAGUGCCUCAUUUCUCUUCGAAACCGCGACGAAUUAGAAGAGUACUGUACAAAAAUAAAGAGAAAUUCGCCUGCCUAUUCAGUAGCUGCUCAAGCAUUAGUAAAUCCGAAUUCUUUAGCACGACUAUAUAAAUAUUAA
Molecule: messenger RNA, 2685 nt
Organism: Trichoplax adhaerens
Lineage: Eukaryota; Metazoa; Placozoa; Uniplacotomia; Trichoplacea; Trichoplacidae
Exons: 17
Coding region: 1-2685 (894 amino acids)
Biological process (GO): intracellular protein transport; vacuolar transport
Cellular component (GO): cytoplasm
Source: RefSeq, a predicted model, not a curated record